Molecule: messenger RNA, 1917 nt
Organism: Lodderomyces parapsilosis
Lineage: Eukaryota; Fungi; Ascomycota; Pichiomycetes; Serinales; Debaryomycetaceae
Gene: PRM1
Product: pheromone-regulated protein
Exons: 1
Coding region: 1-1917 (638 amino acids)
Cellular component (GO): mating projection tip
Source: RefSeq, a predicted model, not a curated record
AUGCAACGAAACUAUUUGGACUUUUUUGAAAAGUCUUCACAAAUCUACCUCAAUCAAUGCACAAUAUUACUCUUUGUCAUUAUCGUAAAAAUACUUCUACUACGCAACUCAUUGAUCAAUACUAUAUCAAAACAACUUAUAGAUGAAUCCGCUUGUAAUGACGAAACAAUUCAGCCAGCAUUGAAUGCACUACACAAUAUGAUGUUUGACAAUAUUGCAAAACUCCAGUAUUCUGGGAUCGUCUUUAUUGUCCUUAUAAUCAAAACCAUACGAGCAUUGACCAUAUUCUACAUUGAUUUAUUCUUGGGCACAUACGUAUGUUUAUUAAAUGCAGUAGCCAAGGGCACUACCGAGUUUGCAUUUGAUGUUACAAAAUCAGUGAUUCAGAUGGUUAAUGUAACCAUAGUUGAAGCUACAAAUGGGAUAGAAGAAGGAUUACAAGGACUAUCUACAUUGCUUAAUGAUGUAUCAACUGGGUUUGAUGCAAUAAAGAAUAUUUUUAAUGGUGGUGAUGGCAGUUCUUCUUCCAAUGCAAGAUCUUAUCAAAGUAAGAUUAACAUUUCACUUGGGGCUUUGAGGGACAAGAUUGCCAUACCUGGGUCGGUGAUGACAAAAAUUAAUAAUGCAAAGAAUGUCAGUAUGAGUGAAUUAGAAGAUAUGAAUAAUACAACACAAACAUUGAUUGAAACCCCAUUCGAUUUGAUCAUUAGCAAGCUACAAGGGAUCAAGCUAAGUAAUGAAUCAACAAGAAAUUCGACAAUUAAUCGCAUCAAGGUUAAAGAUGCGUGUAUGAAAACAGUUGUCCAAGUCAAAGAUACACAAGAUCAUUUAGUUCAAUUUGUCGAAACCACCAGCAAGUACUUGUUUAUUGUUAUGGCAUUAGUGCUAGUUGGAAGUAUAGCGUACGCAUGGUAUACGGAGCGUCAACAAUGGAAACGGAAAACAGGUUUCAUCAAUGAACUUGGUAUUGAUAAUGAGGUUGAGUUUCGUAAUCAAGAAAACUUGUAUCUGAAUUUCGUAACUUACACUUUGGUGAAACGGAUGGGGUACAACGUGAAUCAUAAGAUCAUUUGGUUGCUCAGUUACAUGUCAAACAGACUAGCGAGAAACAUCCUCGUUUUUGCAAUAUUGGGUCAACUUGCAGCCAUUUUGCAAUUCAUCUUGGUCAACUAUGUCCAUCGGGAAAUACAGAAACAAAUCAUUGACAUUUCCAGCACAAGUGACCCACUUUCUAUUUCUGUAUACAUAAAAUCAAUUAAUGAUUACAUCAACACCACGCAAUCGGAUCUUAACGAAGAGUUAUUUGGCGAAAUACGAUCGACUGCCAUCAAGGUCAAUUCAACCAUUGGUGAAUUUGUUGAUAACUUGGACUCAACAAUUUCCGACAUUUUUGGCACCUCAAACAUCCUAGCAUCAGCAGUAAACACGGUUGUUUAUUGUACAAUCGGUCGUAAACUACUCAAGAUAGAGCAAGGAUGUACUUGGCUUUAUGAAAACUUAAAAAUCAGUAUCCCCUUGGUGUCAGGUUCGAUACUGCGUGAUUUACAACAAGUUAAGGUAUUACAACCAAAUAAUGUAUUGACUAAAUUGGAUAAAAUGAUUGAAUUUUAUGUUCAAUCAAUCUUGUUGGAGUUGUAUGUGGCUUUGACGUUCUUGGGUGUGUGGGGAUUGCAGUUGAUUAUUGGAUGUAUCUUGCUUUUAACAAGACAACGUCGCAAGAGUGAUGAAGAUAACGAAAGUAACACAUUAGUUGGUGAAAAGAACAACUUGUACUAUCAAGAUACGAGGAAUUUGAAAAUCAGUAGUCCGCGUCCACUUAGUCCAAAUCAUUUGGAUAAUUAUCCGUAUCCAGUAACUGAUCCAAAUGUAUAUUUACUUCACACUACAUCGAGUUUUUAUCCUACGCCACUACCAUAA